AUGUCGGCAAUUGUGAAUACUCCAACCAUGGAUGUAUCUGUUCGGCCAACCAAAAUUAGCGGAUACCCCGAUUUGUCGGUGGAAGUGUGGAUACACGUUCCUUUGGUCAUUAGUGUGAUCGAGUUAAGCUUGGUGAUGGAUCCAGAACGUAAGUCAACAAUAGUGGCUGUCAGCUUGCGGUCCCAGCCAAUGGAGAUCGUGUAUCCCGUGUUCUUGUCGAUCGGAUGGUACUUCAAAUCCAAAAUGAGACGCUGGUGGAUCUGUUCUUCUGCCAACAGCUCCAGCUCAAAAGACUCGUUUGACACUUUCCAAACCCGCAUCUUGCCGUCCAUUCCGCACGAAAGAAACACGUUUGUGCCGUCAAUUCCAACAGCCAGCUUUGUGGGCGUCGAUCCGUGGAGAUCGCUUCUGUUAGCGAGCUUUUUCUGUGCAACCAGAUCAAACAUAUGGACUUCUCUGUCGUUGGUGACAAAGACAGCGACUUCGAGCUCCUGA
Messenger RNA from Ogataea philodendri, 495 nucleotides. RefSeq lists its product as uncharacterized. NCBI's taxonomy places the organism in Eukaryota, Fungi, Ascomycota, Pichiomycetes, Pichiales, Pichiaceae. The coding region runs from base 1 to 495 and encodes 164 amino acids. The transcript has a single exon. The record is from RefSeq and is a predicted model, not a curated record.